CGGCGGGACUUUGUGCGGCGGCGCUUUCCGUUCCCCGGGCUCGGCCGGGCCGCGGCGGCGGUCCGUGUGCCCGCGGCUCUCCGUGCCUGCCCGCGGUCUCCAUGCAGUCUCGGGUGCUGUGCCUGGGCGGCGGGCCCGGGGGUCCCGCUGCGCGCAGAGUCCGCCUGCUCCUACGGCAGGUGCUGGGCGGCGGCGCGGCCGCGGCGCGGUGCAGCCGCCCCGAGGUCAGGGCGCUGCAUAGCUCAGGUGAUACUGUCACUAUUGGAGAUGUGUCUUUUAAACUCAAAACACCGAAGAACCCAGAACUUGUUCCACAGAACUACAUGACAGAUUCUCUGGCCCAGUCUGUAGUCCACCAUUUAAGAUGGAUAAUGCAGAAAGAUCUUCUUGGCCAAGAUGUCUUUCUUAUUGGGCCCCCUGGGCCUCUCCGGCGAUCUAUUGCCAUGCAGUAUCUGGAGCUAACAAAGCGGGAGGUUGAAUAUAUUGCACUGUCGAGGGACACCACAGAAACUGACCUCAAACAACGACGGGAGAUCCGAGAUGGUAGUGCUUUUUAUCUUGAUCAGUGUGCGGUUCGUGCAGCUACUGAAGGCAGAAUUCUUGUUCUGGAAGGCUUGGAGAAGGCUGAGCGGAACGUCCUGCCAGUGUUAAACAAUUUGCUGGAGAAUAGGGAAAUGCAGCUUGAAGAUGGUCGUUUUCUCAUGUCUGCAGAGCGUUAUGACAAACUUUUGCAGGAUCAUACAAAAUCAGAAUUAGAUGCAUGGAAGAUUGUUCGGGUCAGUGAAGAUUUUCGAGUGAUAGCACUGGGCCUGCCAGUACCUAAAUACUCUGGUAACCCUUUGGAUCCACCUCUUCGCUCUCGAUUUCAAGCUAGAGAUGUUUAUCAUCUGCCCUUUAAGGACCAUCUUCAGCUAUUAUAUUCAAUUGGAUCAAACAUUUCCACAGAGAGAAUUUCUCAGCUCCUGUCUUUUGCUACAACUCUCUGCUCUCAAGAAUCUUCUACACUGGGACUUCCAGAUUUUCCUUUAGACAGCUUAUCGGCUGCCGUUCAGAUUUUGGAUUCCUUUCCUAUGAUGUCAGUCCAGCAUGUUAUUGACCGGCUUUACCCCUAUAAUAUUUUCCUUGGAAAAGAAGGCAGGACUGCAGUCAAAGACAUGUUAAAACGUUUUGAGCUUCAAGAUUCAGAAAACCACUUGAUUCCCAGAAAGAUUACUAAAGUAGAAAGUGUACAUGGAAACAAACCCUUCAAAGCUGAUGUAACUGUCCAAAUUGGUGAAAAAGAAGUGACAUUCCAGGUUCCAGCUGGAACUGGACUGUUAAAAAAUCAUCCUCGAUCAGAUACUUUCAUAAGGACUUCCAGCCAUAAUCAACUGUUGGCAGAAAUGAUGCAAUCCCAUAUGGUUAAAGAUAUGUGCUUAAUUGGAGGAAAAGGCUGUGGCAAAACUGUUAUUGCUAAGGAGUUUGCUGAUAUACUGGGAUAUAGCAUAGAACCUAUCAUGCUUUACCAGGAUAUGACGGCUAGAGACUUGCUACAGCAAAGGUAUACUCUUCCUAAUGGAGACACUGCUUGGAGACCCUCGCCACUUGUUACUGCAGCUCUGGAAGGAAAGCUUGUUAUUCUUGAUGGCAUUCAUCGAAUUAACCCUGGCACUCUAGCUGUACUUCAAAGACUAGUACAUGACAGAGAACUGACUCUGUAUGACGGCACCAGAUUGUUAAGGAAAGAUAGAUAUCAAAACUUAAAAGAAGAAUUGCAGCUCUCUGAUGAAAAACUGCGCGAAAGGUCUAUCUUUCCUAUCCAUCCUUCUUUCAGAAUAGUGGUCUUAGCAGAACCUCCUGUCAUUGGAAGUAGUACCCAGCAAUGGCUGGGUCCAGAGUUUUUGACACUGUUUCUUUUUCAUAAUGUUCGGUCUUUAAGCAAGAGUGAAGAAAUUGAAGUUAUUAAAAAAAUGAUUCCAAAUGUGCCCAGUGUUGCUGUGGAGCAGUUGUUGUCAUUAACGCACAAGCUUCGAGAGACAAAUGAUGCCACAGCACAGUCACUGGCUUCAUUUUUAUCUACUCGACAACUAUUGCGAAUUUGUCGUCGACUGUCACAACAUCCAGAUGAAAGCCUUUAUGAUGCUGUUAAUAAAACCUGCCUUUCCAGGUUUCUGCCAAAUCUCGCUAGAUCAGCUUUACAUAAAAAUCUUCAGGACUCUGGUAUUGAAAUGAGUCCAGAUAACACAAAGAAACUGGAGGAAAAGGAUUACACAUGUGAAAUAAACAAUGGGAUUCUGAAGAUAGGGGCUGUGACAAUGCCAAUUUAUAACUCAGCUGAGAAAAUGAAAGUGCCUGAUGUUUUGUUUUAUGAAAACGCACAGCACAUGAUGGUAAUGGAAGAUAUGCUCAAGGACUUUCUGCUGGGAGAACAUCUUCUUUUAGUUGGCAACCAGGGUGUUGGGAAAAACAAGGUUGUUGACAGAUUCCUUCACCUUCUAAACAGGCCCAGAGAGUAUUUACAGCUGCAUAGGGAUACCACUGUACAAAGCCUUACCCUACAACCUUCUGUUAAAGAUGGUCUUAUUGUAUAUGAAGAUUCACCACUGGUAAAAGCAGUGAAGUUUGGACAUAUUUUGGUGAUCGAUGAGGCAGACAAAGCACCAACAAAUGUUACCUGUAUCUUAAAAACUUUAGUAGAAAGUGGGGAAAUGGUUUUGUCGGAUGGAAGGCGCAUUGUUGCCAAUCAUGCUCAUGUAGAGGGGAGAGAAAAUGUAAUAGUUAUUCAUCCUGAUUUUAGAAUGAUAGUUCUGGCAAAUAGGCCUGGAUUUCCUUUCUUGGGUAAUGACUUUUUUGGCACAUUAGGGGACAUUUUUAGUUGCCAUGCUGUUGAUAAUCCCAAACCACAGUCUGAAAUGGCUAUGCUAAGACAAUAUGGUCCUGAUGUUCCAGAGCCAAUUCUUCAGAAACUGGUAGCUGCUUUUGGAGAGCUCAGGAGCUUAGCUGACCAAGGCAUUAUUAACUAUCCCUAUUCAACUAGAGAAGUUGUGAAUAUUGUAAAACAUUUACAGAAAUUUCCAUCUGAAGGACUCGCAAAUGUUGUUCGAAACGUGUUUGACUUUGACUCCUACAACAAUGAAAUGUGUGAAAUUUUGUACAACACUUUGCACAAGUAUGGAAUACCUAUUGGAGCAAAACCGACCAAUGUACAGCUGGCCAAGGAACUGCCAUUACCAGAUCAUAAAUUUAUGGGCUACUGGAAAGUUGAUCAGCCAGGAAAUGCACAACAGAAGCUGCUGUGUCCAUCAGAAACUCAAAAAAUAGAUGUAAAGGGCCCUGUGUACUUAAAUAUUCAAGGCUUUCCAGUGGAACGACAUGAAGCCAGGUCCCUCAAUUUCACUGAAGAACUUGCUUUUUGGACACUGCCUUUAGAUGAAAUUAACAUAGUUUGUGAUGUCACUGUAACCAAAGAAGAGGAACCUGAAAACGUUCUUUAUGUUACUACCUGCAAUCCUGUUACUUUGUACUUCAUGAAUGUUUCUAGUAAGAGUGGAUACUUUGUGAAUCUUUAUGACCUCUUCCCAAGAACAGUUGGAAGUGUCUGGCAACCUUUUGUGACUGUGGCUCCUCUGGGAAAUCCACUCAAAGGUCAAGUGGUUCUACAUGAAGAGGAGAGCAAUGUUAUAUUGUUGCUGGAUACAAGCAGUGGUGCCCUUCGCCGACUUUUGCUCUUACCAGAUGCUCAAGAGUCUCCUAAAAGAACAUCAUGGUGGCGCAACAAAGAAGAGAUGAGCAACUACAAAAUGUGCCGAGAGUUUUCACACAAAAACUGGCUGGUAUUCUACAAAGAAGCAGGAAACCACCUUAUUGUGCUGGAUGUAUUGGAGGGUCAAACUCAUACCAUCUCCCUUCCGAUCAGUCUGAAAUCUGUUUUCCUGGCAGCUGAAGACCGCUGGCUCUUGGUGGAAAAUGAAACAAAUAAGAAAUUUCUUUUAACCAAGCGUGCCCAUAUGGAAGCUCAAGACAGUGAGGUUUGCCAGCUGUAUGCAUUGAGUGAAGAGCCAGCUGAAAUGGGAUUUGGCCUAACAACAGCGUCAGAACUGUGUGUGCCACAUGCAGUUUCAAGUGACCAGCUAUCUUCAGAAAACCUCAGUGCAGCUGUGGGACAAAAGAUCAGCUCCCCCAACAGGAUCUUCUCGGAUGAACAGAAUUAUGCUACUAUUGUUAUUGGUUUCCCAGACCUCUUGUCUCCCAGUGAAGUGUAUAGCUGGAAAAGAAACUCCUCUCUGAGUCAAAAAUGUGCUUCUCCUUCUGAUCCAUUUUAUUAUGGAACCCAGAGGAAAACAGGAGCUGCAAAACAAACCAAUUGUGUAACUUUAUUGGCUUCUAAUCAGAUAGUCAGAAUUUUAGCACCUGGAGACGUGCCUUUGAAAGACAUUUACCCAAAAGAUGUCACUCCUCCACAAGCUGCUGGAUACUUGGAAGUAACAGAUCUUAACUCAAAGAAAAUCAAAUACAUUGCAAUUCCUAGAUCACAGUCUCUCUCUCCAUAUACAUCAUGGCUCUCUAAGAUCUCAGAUGCCGAUGCCCUUUUGGCACCACUGGGCAAAGUAGGUUUGGUUACUGUGGACAUGGGAGGAGGUGUGAGGCUGUGGGAGACUGGGCUGGAAAGCCUCCAGCGGUCACUGCAGGACUGGAGGAACAUGAUUGGCCAAGAAGACGGUCGUCCUGUGCAGAUAACCAUUCAGAGGGAAAGUGGUUUGGAUGUCAGUUCCCCUAAACAUGGAAAAGUGGAUCCAGACAACAUGCCACAUGUUGGUGGAAAUAUGUGGGCUGGUGGAACAGGUGGGAGAGACACUGCUGGGUUAGGUGGCAAAGGUGGGCCAUAUCGACUGGAUGCAGGCCACAGGGUUUAUCAAGUAUCUCAGGCUGAAAAAGAUGCUGUUCCUGAAGAGGUUAAGAGGGCUGCUCGAGAGAUGGGUGAAAAGGCCUUUAAACAGAGAUUGAAAGAGAUUCAGAUGAGUGAAUAUGAUGCAUCAACUUACGAAAGGUUCUCCGGAGCAGUUCGACGCCAAGUUCAGUCACUCCGCAUCAUCUUAGAUAAUCUGCAGGCCAAGGGUAAGGAAAGACAAUGGCUGAGACACCAAGCUGUUGGAGAGCUAGAUGAUGCCAAAAUCAUUGAUGGGCUGACAGGAGAAAAAGCCAUAUAUAAACGACGGGGAGAACUUGAGCCACAACCUGGGAGCCCUCAGCAAAAACCCAAACGCCUGCGCCUGGUGGUGGAUGUUUCUGGCAGCAUGUACCGCUUCAAUGGGGUGGAUGGGCGGCUGGAACGCUCCAUGGAGGCUGUCUGCAUGGUCAUGGAAGCUUUUGAGAAUUAUGAGCACAAAUUCAAGUAUGAUAUUGUUGGACAUUCAGGAGACGGCUUCAACAUCGCAUUGGUUGCGAGUGACAAAGUUCCCAAGAACAAUAAGCAAAGAUUAGAGAUUCUUAAGACUAUGCAUGCCCAUGCUCAGUUCUGCAUGAGUGGAGACCACACCUUGGAAGGGACAGAGCAUGCCGUUCGUGAAAUUGCCAAGGAAGAGGCUGAUGAGUAUUUCGUUAUCGUCUUAAGUGAUGCAAAUCUUGAACGAUACGGUAUUCAGCCUUCGAGGUUUGCCCAGGUCUUGACCACCAAUACUCAAGUCAAUGCUUUCGCCAUAUUUAUAGGAUCCUUGGGAGACCAGGCAGACAGGCUGCAGAGGACGCUACCAGCAGGUCGGUCUUUUAUUGCCAUGGAUACCAAAGAGAUCCCCCAGAUUUUGCAGCAGAUCUUCACAUCUACCAUGUUAUCAAGUGCCUAAGCAUCACUGAUGUCACGGUGUGUGAAUUUAAAGAAGAAACCCACUCCUGCUGCAGAUAUAAACACUAAAGCUGAGGAUAAACACAUUUCUUAAUAAAAUACAUACUGUUCUCUAAUCAGCAAAGCAGCCCAAAUCUACACAACAGCCAGGCUGUAAAUUUUCACCCAAAAUCUCUCAACUGACUUAGCACAUUCAAAGAAAUGCAGCGGGGCAGAGGAUGGCAACAGAACAAAUGUUCUUCCGGAGGGACAAACAAAUAAAGGACAGUUUGUGAUCAUUCCUCUGCAUGCCAUGUUGCCAGCAUUACAGUGUCAUCUCACCCUAUCUUAUUAAAUACGGUUCACUGGGAUUUGGUAAUAUUAUGCAAGGCAGAGCCAGGCAAUCUGUUUCAGUGUUUUGCGCGCAUAUGUUUGAAUGGGUGGUUAACUCCAUCUCCCAUUUAAACGGGACUGCUCUUGUCAGGCAGGAAACCCUUCCUUCCUCUGCUGUUGCUUUCUUGUCUUGAGGGGCAUCGGGGCUUCACCCCGAUGCUGAGAACAAUGGAGCAGUUUGGAAACAAUGACCAUCAGAUGUAAACAUUCAUUAUCUGAUCAGGCAGAGUUGUCAGAUCUAGAGAAAGUGCCUUUUAAGAAGGAAAACAAAACAAAAAUAGAUUUGUUCAGUUCUGCCUGUGAAAAGUAAGGGGAAAGGGUCUUAAGAACACAAUAACCAGUGUUUCCAAGGAGGGAGCUACUGCAGUGGCUCCUUUGCAUGGCUGAUUAUGCUGUCCCAUUGCACUGUUGUACAGAAUCCCUGGGAUGGCCUCAGCACAUGGGGGUGACUUUUAUGUCUGGAGACAAAAAAGUUACUAAUGCUUUGCAAAAAGCUCAUUCACGGUCUGUUUUUCUUGGGUCUUUUAAAAAUGAAACUGGAAGAGAGAUUUAGGCAUGAGAAAAUAAGUUAUUUUUUUAUAAAGGAAGAGGCAAACAUCUAUUGUAGCAAGAUAUCUGUCUGUGUUAGAGUAUAUUUAACAUCCAAGUUAGUUACAAAACUUACUUUGCAACUCAGUCGGUUGGCCCCAUGAGAUGGUAAUUACUCUUUAUCUACGAAAAAAGAGAUAUUUUGUAGUUCUUUGGGAAUAAUGGAAUACUUGAUGAAUUAAAUGUAUGAUUUAAUUAAGCUGAUACUUUGCUGAUAUUAAUAUAAGGGUAGCUGAAUAGGAGAAAAUUCAGGAAGAGUACUUAUCAAAAUCUAAAGGAGGAAUUGCAAUUCUUCUAAUAUUUCUCUUAAUCCUACAGUUGCUCAAACUGCACCAUGAGCAGCAUGUUUGGACGGGAGGAGGCAAAUUAAUUUGAUCUUGUUAAAUACAACCAUUGGUGUUUUAAAGGGUCAUUCUCUACUCCACCAGUCCUGCAGCAAAAAUCUUUACCAGAGCAUCAAAAAUGUGCUCUAUUUAGGAUGUGUUAUAAAGUCUGAUCAGCUUUGAAACUCUUUAUGAUGAGAGGAUGGAAGACAUUUUUCAAAGGCUUGUUAGUAUUGUUAUAAUAGCUAUAUAUGUGAAAACAAAGAGGCUGAAGAUGCAAUUCCUGUUUGGAGAGAAGGAAGUUGGGAGGAGACAGCUGAGAAGGUUAUCCCUGUUUGGGACAAGUGCAUGUAUACACACAUACACACAGAUGCUACUACUAAGGGGAAGUGCACUUCAAAAUAAAAAUACCUUGGUCCCAUAAACUUAUGCUGAGGUACUAAAUGCAAUAAAGAAUUGGCAUAUUAAUAAGGCUGUUAGUUAAUGUGUUUUGACAUGGAAAUUCCUUCAGCACUUCUGCUUUUAUUGCCAGCAGUCCUGAAAAAAAGAAGGAUUUUAUUACAGUUAAUUAGCAAGCUCACUGUAUGCUUUCUAGAUGACUUGAGUGGAUAAACUUUCUCAUCUCAGAUUUACAUGCAGUAAAAUACAUGCAGUUAUCUUUAUAAUAAAAAAAUUAGUGCUAUUUAAGGGAAACUCUGCAGUAAAUCCAAUUUUGAAGCUUUCGUUUGAUUAUCUCUAUAAAUUAUAUUUCACUUCAUGCUAUUUAAAAUUACCCUUCUGUAGUGUUUGGUUUUAUUCUUUGUUUCAGAAUAUGUCUGUUGUCUUUCAGUUCAUGUUUUAUGGGCCCAUAGAAUAUGGCCACAUCCAGGGCCAGGCCUGGCCAUGAGAGUGGGUGGAAGAGGGAGGAAGCAGUUCUAAACCUGCCCUCUUUUAGUUGAUAGCCAUUCCCCCUUGUCCUUUCACUACAUGCCCUUGUCAAAAGUCCCUCUCCAGCUCUCUUGUAGCCCCCUUUAGGUACUGGAAGACUGCUAUAAUGUCUGCCCGGAGCCUUCUCUUCUCCAGGCUAAACAACCCCAGCUCUCUCAGCCUCUCUUCAUAGGAGAGGUGCUCCAGCCAUCUGAGCAUCUUUGUGUCCCUCCUCUGGACUCACUCCCACAGGUCCACAUCCUUACCAUGCUGAGUCCCCAGAGCUGGAUGCAGUACUGCAGGUGGGAUAUGAUGAGAGUGGAGUAGAGGGGAAGUGUUACUGGUAGAUUCUGAGAGAAAGAGAGAAGAAGCAAGUGAACUCUUUUUUAAAUUUUCAGUUCAGAAGGAAAGGUUUUGGGAUUUGCCUUUAAUAACGCUUCAUUGCAUAGCAUAUUUGACCUGACAGUGUCUCUCUAAAUUGUAAAAAUUCAGAGCAAAAUUUUCCCCCGGCCAUGCAACUCUCACCUACUUUGUUGCCCAUUGCUACCCCAGGGAAAUCAAAGCAGCAGCUGUGCUUUUCCAUGUCUCACAAGGACUUGCAGUGUUAUUUUCAUGCUCAGAAAUUCAACAAACAUUCUUCUUUUACAUCCGUGCAAUUUGCAGAGCUGCCUAAUAUGCAUUUAUUUUUAAUUGAUGAAAUGCUUAAGAGUAACAUGGCUUUGUCUAGCUAACAGCAGCAGCAGUGACUGCUCUCAUUGCAAUGCAUGCACCAGCACUGCUUGUCACUCAUUCCCUCUUAAACUGCCACUCACGCCCUCUGAAAGUGUGUUAAGGUAUUUUUCGAAAUCUCUUCCCACAGUUUAUUAAGGCACUUCUGCACUUAUCAGUUUUUUUAUGGAAAGGCAGUGUUUUGGUGAAUGAAUAGAGCUGCUGGUUGGAGCAGGUCCUGACCUAUUGCUAAUGCUUUAAUAGCAUUAACCACAUCAGCAGUAGUGAUUUUAAUUGCCUCUUAUAAUGCAGAUUUUGAUCUAAUUCUGUUUCUGUAUGUAAUGUGUUUAUACCCACUAGCCAGUUGGUAACAGUACACGGUCAUCUGGGAUUAUUAUUUACCUGAGGUGCAAAAAAACCCCACAAAAACCACCAGAAAAAGCAGGAAGCCCAAGCAGAUGUGACUUUAGUCGGAGUGAAGCAUGUUCCACAUUUACAGACUUAAACAGCUUCAUGUGACUGUAUAAAAGCAAUAGGUUUUAUCUUGCACAUGAAGUGCAAGGAGGGUUAGGAGGGAUGCCUAAUCUUUGACGCCAGCAGUCCAUUUCCUUUUUUCACUUCUUUCCUUUACCAACAUUAGGUGUCAAGCGUGAUUGUGAAUGUCAUGCUAGAGCCUGUCCUGAUAGAUAAGGAUAGAUAGAUAAUGUGCUAGAGUUAGCCUGAUAAAAUUAAGACUAAUCCCAAUGGCUGAUCAAGUAUACUGAAGUAAUAUUUGAGUAAACACACGUACGGCAGAAGAUACAGGUACUGUAUUAUAUGUGCAAAAUCAAACCAAGAGAAGGACCUGAUGCCUCGUUGAGAGUAUGGCUAAGAGAUACAAGGAUACCAGAAGUCUUCUUAUCUAUACAGUUAAAAUAUGUCUUAAAAAUUACUACAAAACAAGUAUUAAAAUAAUUUUUACAGUUUAAAACCCAAGCUAUUGUGCUAUGUUGGCUAUUGCACAUUAUUAUGUUUAUUAAUAGCACGCCUGUAAAAAUGAGAAUGUACAAGAUAUUUACUGAGAAAUAAAAUAUGUCUUAACCCUGUAUCAAAUCCAGAAAGCCGCUUUGAAAAUAUAAUCAUUGUACAAAACCUCUAAAUUUGAAAAGGUUCAGGGUUUAGUUAAUGCUUUAAGUACUACUGUUUUAGUGAUAAUAAGUAAAGCUCUUCAGUUUGUGUGCUGUAAAAGUAAUGGAAGUUGUUAUUCAGUUCCUUAAUAAUUCUGCUUCUGGGGCAAACAUGUCUGUUUUGACCCCAUCCUUAAAAAAAUACAAAAGAAACCCAAACUAACUUGUAUUUUACCAUUUUCUAUUCUUGUGGGAAUAGAGAGCAAACACACUCUCCUGUCCUUACUACGAGCCUUUUCGAAAAAGAAGGUCAGUGUUUCUCCCUCUCCGUGUGUGUGCUGUGUAGUAGCAGCACUCAACACAUGGAAACAUCUUACACAGUUCAUUAUGUUAGAAGACAUUUUAUCCAAUGUAACCAAUGUAUCCAACUGUACCCCAACAUCACAUGAGGUAAGUUGCGGUCCUUGAUUGGUGCUCUGGGUGUUUUAGUUAUUGAGUGAUAGAUAUUGAUACCUAAAGCAAUUGAGCGUUUUGAAAUAGUACAGUGAAGUCAAGACCCUUCUGUGUCUGUUGAAUUAAAAUGCCUCCCACACCCUACGGCACUGUGCUAUUAGGGAUAUUUUUUCCAAAAGACAAUUCAUGGUGUAGGUGUUUGAUGUGACCAUGCUCUGCUGAAAAUGCAGGUGAUCGCUCACUCAAGAAUGUGUGAUUGUUUACAACAAUUUGUAGCAAACAGAUUCCCCUAGAAAAAAAUACACUUGCAAGGCAAACCAUUCAGCUGAAGGACUUCAUCAUCUUGGAGACAGGUUUUGUACCAUCAAACUAAACAGGUAAAAAAUUGCCUAACUCAGAAGUACUUUUGUUGUUGAAAUUGUGACAAUGUUAACAGUAUCGUUACUGAAUAAAAUGUUUUAAAGUCAA
Molecule: messenger RNA, 10742 nt
Organism: Pseudopipra pipra
Lineage: Eukaryota; Metazoa; Chordata; Aves; Passeriformes; Pipridae
Gene: VWA8
Product: von Willebrand factor A domain containing 8
Exons: 45
Coding region: 102-5819 (1905 amino acids)
Cellular component (GO): cytoplasm
Molecular function (GO): ATP hydrolysis activity; ATP binding
Source: RefSeq, a predicted model, not a curated record